UUCCUUGGCCUCGACAACCAGCAGAUCAUUGUUUCGGGUGGUGCUAUCGGCGGCUUCAUGGUGGUCGUGGCUGUUGCGCUUGCGGUCUCGGCCUCGCGCGAAAAGAAGGCUGCGCCCGCUCAGUCCGUUCUCGCUGACAACGUCAUUGACGAGAUUGAAGCCGCCGAGAAGGCGUCGCCUGCCGUCAAGGAUGCCGAUGUCGAGGACAUGACGAGCGAGUCGCCCAGCGUCGUCAGUGUCUAA
Saprolegnia diclina VS20 is the source of this 243-nucleotide messenger RNA. RefSeq lists its product as hypothetical. The transcript has a single exon. The annotation marks the transcript as partial. NCBI's taxonomy places the organism in Eukaryota, Oomycota, Saprolegniomycetes, Saprolegniales, Saprolegniaceae. The record is from RefSeq and is a predicted model, not a curated record.